Messenger RNA from Perkinsus marinus ATCC 50983, 528 nucleotides. RefSeq names its product xaa-pro dipeptidase pepd/pepq, putative. Bases 1 to 528 code for a protein of 175 amino acids. The transcript is spliced from 4 exons. The record is from RefSeq and is a predicted model, not a curated record. NCBI's taxonomy places the organism in Eukaryota, Perkinsozoa, Perkinsida, Perkinsidae. Gene Ontology annotation, molecular function: peptidase activity.
AUGAGUGUCUUUACUCUUUACUGUGUGUAUACGGUUUCUCCUGCCAGGGAACUUACCAAGCGUUUGAAUCUUUUUACCGCUCCCAUCGAUAGUGUAUGCGAGGAAGCGUUGGUCGCGCGUUAUCUAAUGCCUCAUGGGCUUGGCCAUAUGUUGGGAUUGGAUGUACAUGAUGUUGCCGGAUACGAGCCAGGUCACUUUAAAGAUAAGGACGACGUUUCUCUCACGGGGUUGAGGUUGGGGAGGGUCGUUAAGGAGGGUUAUGUGCUGACUGUCGAACCUGGAUGUUACUUCAACCCCUAUUUGAUCGACAAAUGGUGCUCGCAUCCUGUUCACUCCAAGAUGGUCAAUGAGACAGUGUUGAGAUCGUUGAUCCCGGUGGGUGGAAUCCGCAUCGAAGAUGAUGUGCUUAUCACUCGGGAUGGAUGCAGGGUUUUGAAUGAUAUACCUCGCAGCGUGGAGGACAUCGAAGCAUUUAUGCAGGGGAAGAUCGAGUGGGUCCCCGGCAAGGGAAAGAGCGAAGUGGCUUAA